AACAACUAACAAUUUAUUAAUUAACCCCCCAACUCAUCAAUUGUUUUCUUCAUGUUCUCCUUAUAUCUUCACUAAUAAUCUCAAUAUUAAUCAACUAGCUUAUUAUUAAUUACUUCCUUAAUUUCAUCAAAAUGAUGAAAUCAUAUAGAGGAAAACUACCUCUCCCUAUUAUUGUAGGAAUAAUAUGUGUUCUUGCAUUCUUUGUUUUCUUGUACAAUCAAAGAAUGAUCCUUCUUUCUUCUACUUAUCUUGUAAGGAUUAGCACUUGUGCUAGACAAUCAACAGAUGGAACACGAGCAGGAAGAGAUGGGAUGGAAGACGAAGAUAAACUGGAGUAUGAUGCAGAUAUUUGUGAUAUAAGUGACGGUAAAUGGGUGUUUAAUCGGUCAAUUAAGCCACUUUACUCGGAUCGAACCUGCCCUUAUUUGGAUAAACAAGUUUCUUGUGUUAAAAAUGGACGUCCUGAUUCUAACUAUCGCUAUUGGCAUUGGCAACCUGAUGAAUGCUCUUUGCGAAGAUUUAAUCCAGAAAGAGCAUUAAAAAAGCUAAAAGGAAAAAGAUUAUUGUUUGUGGGAGACUCAUUGCAACGAGGGCAAUGGCAAUCUUUUGUUUGUUUAGUGGAAUCAAUUAUACCGGAUGGACAAAAGUCCAUGAAGCGUGGACGUGCUCAUUCAGUCUUCAAAGCCAAGGAAUACAAUGCAACAAUAGAAUUUUACUGGGCCCCAUUUCUGGUAGAGUCAAAUUCAGAUCUUAAGAUUGUAGGUGAUCCAAGGAAGAGGAUCUUGAAGGUGGAUUCUGUUGCUAAGCAUGCCAAGCAUUGGUUAGAUGUUGAUUUCCUUGUCUUCAACACCUAUGUUUGGUGGAUGAGUGGCUUGAAGAUCAACUCUUUAUGGGGAUCAUUUGCAAAUGGAGAAGAAGGGUAUGAAGCAUUGGAUGCACCUAUUGCAUAUAGGCUUGCUUUAAAGACAUGGGCUAAUUGGGUUGAUUCAACUAUUAAUCCUAACAAGACUAGGGUGUUCUUCACUACAAUGUCUCCCACUCACAUGAGACCAGUCGAGUGGAACAACAAGGACGGCAUAAAAUGCUUCAAUGAAACAAAACCAGUAAAGAAAAGAGGACAUUGGGGAUCCGGUUCCGAUAAACGGAUAAUGCAUGUAGUUGCAGAUGUAUUGGGUAAAAUGAAAGUCCCAGUGACAAUCCUAAAUGUGACUCAACUCUCAGAAUACAGAGUAGAUGCACAUACCAAAGUGUAUACAGAGACAGGAGGUAAACUACUAACUGAUGAACAGAAAGCAGACCCUUUACACCAUGCUGAUUGUAUACAUUGGUGUUUACCUGGUGUUCCCGAUACUUGGAAUCAAAUUUUUCUUUCCUUUUUGUGAUAUUGUGUAACCUUAAAACAAAUAUGGUUACUUGUCAAGUGAUUCAACAACCUUCAAUUAUAAAUAGUGCUUUCAAGUUUCA
Amaranthus tricolor (Joseph's coat) is the source of this 1464-nucleotide messenger RNA. Its product is annotated as protein trichome birefringence-like 3. Gene Ontology annotation, molecular function: O-acetyltransferase activity. NCBI's taxonomy places the organism in Eukaryota, Viridiplantae, Streptophyta, Magnoliopsida, Caryophyllales, Amaranthaceae. Gene Ontology annotation, cellular component: Golgi apparatus. The record is from RefSeq and is a predicted model, not a curated record. The transcript is spliced from 6 exons. The coding region runs from base 132 to 1382 and encodes 416 amino acids.